GAAACAGUGUUUUGUGCAAAGCAAACAUCCAGGCUUAAUAUUUUUGAUGAUGGAAUUGAAAGAACAAGAGAACCCUGAAAAACUGAGGGAAUGCCUCAAGAAUGGCACGUUGUCUCUGAGAGACCUUGACAAUAAGCAGAAAAGGGGGUCCUCGAGAGGCAGAAGAAGACGUAGCAAAGGCAAGAAGGGAGGUAAUGUAACAACAGACGAUGCAACUAAAGCACAAACUGUGGAAAAACCAAGAAGCACCCCGAAGGCUUCCAAGAUUAGCAGACCAUCAAAAAUAGAGAGCAGUUCGAAAAAUGCAGAAAAAAGUCUUAAGUGGGAAACUCAAACCAGUGAGUCAGAAAUGGUAGUACGCAGCAUCCUUGAUGAAGUAUUUGAUCACGUUUCUAGAUAUUGUUCUGCUACUAAGUACAGCGCUGUCAAAGAACAGACAAAUACAAUGACUCCCGGCCUGCCAGGAGCUUCCGACGAGAGAAUCGUAGCAACAAGGAAUAUUUACGCAGAACAGAGAAGAACAAUACAGGAGUUAUUAUAUAAAGCAGCACGGGAAAAUGUAAGGGACUUGAUCACACGAGCAACUACACGUCGUCAUGAUAUUCCUAGCCCAGACAAGGGACAAUUAGAUACAACUGCUCCACUACUAUCUGCAAAUUAUGACAGACGACAGAGAGCAUACCAACAAUGGAUGAACACAGAGAAACUGAAAAUGCAAAAGAUGAUGUACAUGGCGGCUUCCGAAAUUGUACAGUACUUCCUCACCUUUCCAGCCACUCGUGCAAGGUUUGCCGAAGAAAGAAUCUUGAUGAAACGGGAGUCUUAUGAAAACCAAAGAAAAAUAACUCAAAAGUUAUUGUACAAAGCAGCACAGGAAAAUGUGAAUGACCUAAUAAUCCAGGCUACACCUAACUGUGAUAUUCCUGGACCAGUAAAAGAAGAGUUGGCUACAUCUACCCUGGUACAAUCUGAAGAAUGUGACACCAUACUGAGAACACUCUCAGAAAAGAGGAAAGCUGAGAAAUUAGCAAUGCAAAAGAUUAUGUACAACACAGCCUCGGAGGUCGUUGACGAUUUGUUCACCAGUGCAGCAAAAAACGCAAGCCUAAAGACUUUGUCUGAAACAGAUGUACUAGUAACCGAUGAAUUGGAGGAGGAUCCUGUGGCAAUACAGAAAAGCUGGAGAAGAUUCUUUUGUUGUGUCAAAGCAAAGAAACAACAGAGGAAAGAGAAGAAAGAGAAACGUGGAUUGCUUGCCAGGCUGUGCCACUUGUUUAACCGUCGCUAAAUUGUGCGAGAAUUUUAAUAUGUAGUUUAUCAUUCGAAAAUACAUGUAUAUGAAAAAAAUUUACAUUGAUCAAAAGAAAAUAAUAUAUGUUUUGGACAAUUCACUUAUUAUAGUCAUCAUU
Saccostrea echinata is the source of this 1409-nucleotide messenger RNA. RefSeq lists its product as uncharacterized. The transcript has 14 exons. The record is from RefSeq and is a predicted model, not a curated record. Bases 47 to 1288 code for a protein of 413 amino acids. NCBI's taxonomy places the organism in Eukaryota, Metazoa, Mollusca, Bivalvia, Ostreida, Ostreidae.